Molecule: messenger RNA, 4063 nt
Organism: Equus caballus (horse)
Lineage: Eukaryota; Metazoa; Chordata; Mammalia; Perissodactyla; Equidae
Gene: PPP2R5C
Product: protein phosphatase 2 regulatory subunit B'gamma
Biological process (GO): signal transduction; protein dephosphorylation
Cellular component (GO): nucleus; cytosol; protein phosphatase type 2A complex
Molecular function (GO): protein phosphatase activator activity
Source: RefSeq, a predicted model, not a curated record
CGAACGAACGGCUCAGUCCCCGGGCGGCGGCGGCGGCCGGGGGGGCGCGACGGCCGGGGCGGGGGCGCUGCUGCUGCGGGGCCCGGCGGCGGGGCGGCGGCGGCGGCCCGCUCCAGCCAUGCCGAAUAAAAACAAGAAGGAGAAAGAAUCACCAAAAGCAGGGAAAAGUGGAAAAAGUUCGAAAGAAGGCCAAGACGUGGUCGAAUCAGAGAUUUCCAGCAGGAAAAACAGCCUUGCUGCUGUCCCGUCUACAGUAUCUAGUAAAAUAAAAGUGCCAGUCCCUCAGCCCAUAGUGAAGAAAGACAAGCGGCAGAAUUCUUCCAGGUUUAGUGUCAGCAAUAAUAGAGAACUUCAAAAGCUACCAUCUUUAAAAGAUGUUCCUCCUGCUGAUCAAGAGAAGCUUUUUAUCCAGAAGUUACGUCAGUGUUGUGUCCUCUUUGACUUUGUUUCUGAUCCACUGAGUGACCUAAAGUGGAAGGAAGUAAAACGAGCUGCUUUAAGUGAAAUGGUAGAAUAUAUCACCCAUAAUCGGAACGUGAUCACAGAGCCUAUUUACCCAGAAGUAGUCCAUAUGUUUGCAGUUAACAUGUUUCGAACAUUACCACCUUCCUCCAACCCCACGGGAGCAGAAUUUGACCCAGAGGAAGACGAACCAACGUUAGAAGCGGCCUGGCCUCAUCUACAGCUUGUUUAUGAAUUUUUCUUAAGAUUUUUAGAGUCUCCAGAUUUCCAACCUAAUAUAGCGAAGAAAUAUAUUGAUCAGAAGUUUGUAUUGCAGCUUUUAGAGCUCUUUGACAGUGAAGAUCCUCGAGAGAGAGAUUUUCUUAAAACUACCCUUCACAGAAUCUAUGGCAAGUUCUUAGGCUUAAGAGCUUACAUCAGAAAACAGAUAAAUAAUAUAUUUUAUAGGUUUAUUUAUGAAACAGAGCAUCACAAUGGCAUAGCAGAAUUACUGGAAAUAUUGGGAAGUAUAAUUAACGGGUUUGCCUUACCACUAAAAGAAGAGCACAAGAUUUUCUUAUUGAAGGUGUUGCUGCCUUUGCACAAAGUGAAAUCUCUGAGUGUCUACCAUCCACAGCUGGCAUACUGUGUUGUGCAGUUUUUAGAAAAGGACAGCACCCUCACUGAACCAGUGGUAAUGGCACUCCUCAAAUACUGGCCAAAGACUCACAGUCCAAAAGAAGUCAUGUUCUUAAAUGAAUUAGAGGAGAUUUUAGAUGUGAUUGAACCGUCGGAAUUUGUGAAGAUCAUGGAGCCUCUCUUCCGGCAGUUGGCCAAAUGUGUCUCCAGCCCGCACUUCCAGGUGGCAGAGCGAGCCCUAUAUUACUGGAAUAAUGAGUACAUCAUGAGUUUAAUCAGUGACAAUGCAGCCAAGAUUCUGCCCAUCAUGUUUCCAUCCUUGUACCGCAACUCCAAGACCCACUGGAACAAGACAAUACAUGGCUUGAUAUACAACGCGCUGAAGCUCUUCAUGGAGAUGAACCAGAAGCUCUUUGAUGACUGCACCCAACAGUUUAAAGCAGAGAAACUGAAGCCCAGAAAGAACCGAAGAAGGACCGGCCUCUCGUGCGCCGCAAGUCCGAGCUGCCUCAGGACCUCCACACCAAGAGCGCCUUGGAGGCCCACUGCAGAGCCGACGAGCUGCUCUCCCAGGACGGGCGCUAGCCCCGGAGGACCGCGGCAGGCUGCGGACGCCACUCCUGUUCUGGAUUCUGUAGAAAAUACAUACUUUUUGUGCCAUACAAAUCAGUUACACUCACAGUCAGAGCUUUCUUCGACCCCGUUCUGUAGGCAACAACGUACUUCCGCCUCAGCUCGAGAUUAGGAGUUCAAACAAUGGUGACUUCUCAGAUCGUGCGCAGAGCCGGGGCCCCUGACCGUGUCCUCCCCACGUCAUCGUGACCCCGGCACAGCCCCAGAUAGGAUAGUUUCCCAAAAUCAGAGCUAAGGAAAGCACCCUGGUCAUCUCCAUGUUCUACCCAAACGGAAUUUGUGAUCAUUCAAAAUAGGUGGUUCUAUGAUAAUAUCAAUGUUUUUCAAAUCAAAGGAGCACUUUAAAAAAGUACUGCAUAUUUUUUAAGACUUUAAAACCUUUGAAAUUGUUUUCAUGUGAUUGUUACGCCAGCAGUUUGGGGAGUUUUUUUUAAAUCUCACCAAAAUGGUUCUUUGCUUUCUUCUAACGCAGCUUACUGGGGACAGUGACGUGAAGGCCCUCAGCCGCUGGUUUUCCCAAGGUGUUCCUUUACUUUGAGGAACGACAUGUGCGCCAUGUCCUACUCCUUCAUGUGUCUCUAAAGCCAUAUUUCCAAGUCUGUGGUCUGGUACCAGGAUUCCAGGAGCGAGUUCACAGGAGAAAUUUAUUUUCAAAAGAGGCUUCUCUAUCUACCUUGACUGGAAUUGGAAUUUAAAAACGAUUUUAUCAUUUUUUUGUUUGCAGAAUUUUUUUCCUCUACUCACACAUUCUUGCCCUUUAACAAGGCUCUUGAACUAAUAAAAUUAUAACCUCUAAGAAUUCCACGUUUUUAGAAAGUUAGAAUGAGGUCAUUCUGAUUAGGUCAGUUCUUGGCCUAAUGCAGGCUGCAGCUGCCUUUGGUCAGAACGUAACAAAAGUCACAGUGUACGUGCCGGGCCAUGCGUGACGGCCACUGUUGCUGUCACGUGGUGCUCAGCACUCAGAGGAAGCGGCAGUGAGGGUGGCCUCACAUGGAUCUUUUUCUGGUGACGAUGCGCACAUGUCAACACCUCCUGCGGAAAAGGCAGUGUCUGAGUUCGCAUCGGUCUUCAAAUGCUGCUAUCUGUUUCACAGACUUCUUGCAUGGAUUGAGCUUUUUGUUUUCGAUGGAAUAGCACGAGGAGAAAAACCUUUAAACUUAGUGCUUUGUCUGUUCUUUAUUUCUCUCAGGGCGGCCAGUAUUUUGACUGACUUAUCCUGCUUGAAAGCUCUUGAGACACGCACUGCUAUUCUAAACAAGUGGUUCUAGUUUCUUUUGUCUCUGGCGUAAGAUUAUAUAGCUUCAUGUUAAAUGUCUCGAUGCAUAAAAGAUAAACUGUGGCUUCUUUUAGGAUCUGUUGUUCGCUCGAGGUCUCAGGUGUCCGUGGAAGCGUCGCGAAGAGCAGCAGGCCUCAUUCCCGUGUCACGGUGGCAUCACUGAAAUCCACUGACAGUGUUUAGUUCCUGUGCUUAGAGGAAAGCCGUCUGUGGGGGGGCCAAAUUCGCUGACUGCCCCAGCUGAGAGUGGAACAGCCCACUUUGUGAGAAGAAACACUUCCUGAGAAACUUGACAAGUAGCUACCCAUUUUACCAUUAUGAAAUUUAUAAUUUAAAAAAAGUUCAGAUGCCUUCUCCUUUUGAGGGAAAAAGGGUGCUUUUUAUUGUAUAAAGCAGCGUCUUCUGUAUUUUGAUAUACCAUUGUUUGAACUUCCGUCUUUAGCUGAUAGAUUCUCCGAUAUCCUUGAUUCUGGAUGGCCGGUGUGUUUGUGAGAGAGGCAUCUGGAAAGACUCUCUUUUGCCCGAGGGAGAAAGCGAAAUAUCAGUGUUUGGGUGAUUGUGUAAAGCUCAGCGUAUGAGAACAUCUUUUUGUCUAGGUUUUAUUUCUGCUCUUUAUUGAAGACAAACAUUCACCAAAAAGGGACAAAAAAAGUUUUAAGAGAAACUAAUUUUCUUUGACAAGAGUAUUAUUUAAUAUUUUGGCCUGUUAAAGUUUUCCUGGUUAGGACUCAGACUCCCUGCGCUAAUUGUUCGACUUAUAUAUUAUUCUCUAGAUACACUGUUUGUUCUGUGCAAACUGAUCUCAGAAGUACUACACUGAAAAUAAACCGGUGACUGUUUCUCUUCAUAAAGUUCUGCGUUUGGCAUCUUCACUCUUUCCAAAAUGUAUCCGUACAUCAGAAAUGUCACUAUUCCGAGUGUCUUUUUAGUGUGGCUUUAGUAUGGCUUCCUUUUAAUAUUGUACAUACAUUGUAUCUUUGUUUUAUGGUAAUAAGUAAUAAAAAUGUAGACUUCAUAUUUUGUACAAAAUGUCCUAUGUACAGAAUAAAAAAGUUCAUAGAAACAGCAAAAAUA